Messenger RNA from Cetraspora pellucida, 426 nucleotides. The record is from the annotation of a GenBank genome assembly. Lineage: Eukaryota; Fungi; Glomeromycota; Glomeromycetes; Diversisporales; Gigasporaceae.
AUGUCGUGGUAUCAAACAAGUAUUAGUUUAAAAAGAAAAGCCAGAGGUUGUCAUUUAAUUACAAAUGAAAUUGUGGGUCAAGUUCCUGAAAUACGAAAUUAUAAAAUUGGGUUGGCAAAUAUAUUCUUACAACAUACAUCUGCAUCACUUUGCUUGAAUGAAAAUGCUGACCCAGAUGUACGUGUGGACAUGGAGAUGGGAUUAAAUAAAUUAGUCCCUGAGAAGUGGCCUUAUAUUCAUACAGCAGAAGGUCCUGAUGAUAUGCCUGGUCAUCUUAAAAAUGCUAUAAUCGGCUCAUCUUUAAAUAUUCCUAUCACGAAUGGAACUUUAAAUUUAGGAACCUGGCAAGGUAUUUGGUUAUUGGAGCACAGAGAAUUUGCAUCAGGAAGAAGAAUUGUUGUGACUUUGCAAGGUGAAAAAAAGUAG